Messenger RNA from Gekko japonicus, 2489 nucleotides. Its product is annotated as glycine-rich cell wall structural protein-like. Bases 108 to 1571 code for a protein of 487 amino acids. The record is from RefSeq and is a predicted model, not a curated record. The transcript is spliced from 3 exons. Lineage: Eukaryota; Metazoa; Chordata; Lepidosauria; Squamata; Gekkonidae.
GCCCUCGUCACCUCUCUUGACUCUUGAACUCCUCAGAAAACUUGGUACAAUCCAUCAGUGACGAAGGUCAGCUCCGGGAACCUCAGAACCGCCUCCUAUCCACAAUGAUGUCGUCCAGUGGUGGGUCGAAUCAGUGCUACGCCAGCUGUCCUGAAUCCACGGUGACAAUACAGCCACCACCAUUCGUCCUGACGAUCCCAGGACCCGCGCUCUAUUGCCCUGACCAGCUCUUUCAGAUUGAACAGCACAACCCAUGUGCGGGAGUCGGUGGUGGAUAUGGCAGUUUGGGAGGUGGUGGAGGAGGUUUUGGCGGUGGCCAUGCCCUGGGUGGUAGUGGAGGUUUAAGCAUUGGUGGCAGUUUGGGGAGUGGAGGAAGUUUAGGUGGUGGUCGUGGUAUGGGAAGCCUAGGUGGCAGUGGUGGAAGUUUAGGUGGCCUUGGCAGCGGCAGUUUGGGUCGUAGGGGUAGCGGAUUCGGGGGUGGUAGCAUGAGUGGGGGAGGCAUGAGCGGGGGUGGCAUGAGCGGGGGUGGCAUGAGCAGGGGUGGCAUGAGCAGGGGUAGUAUGAGUGGUGGAAUGAGUGGUGGUGGCAUGAGUGGUGGUGGCAUGAGUGGUGGUGGCAUGAGUGGUGGUGGCAGGAGUGGUGGUGGUGGCAUGAGUGGUGGCGGUAUGAGUGGUGGCAUGAGUGGUGGUGGCAUGAGUGGUGGUGGCAGGAGUGGUGGUGGUGGCAUGAGUGGUGGCGGUAUGAGUGGUGGCAUGAGUGGUGGUGGCAUGAGUGGUGGUGGCAGGAGUGGUGGUGGUGGCAUGAGUGGUGGCGGUAUGAGUGGUGGCAUGAGUGGUGGUGGCAUGAGUGGUGGUGGUGGCAUGAGUGGUGGCGGUAUGAGUGGUGGCAUGAGUGGUGGUGGCAUGAGCGGUGGUGGAAUGAGUGGUGGUAGCAUGAGUGGUGGUGGCAUGGGCACUGGUGGUGGCAGCAGAGGUGGAUCAGCCAGUGGUCUUGGUGGUAGUUCUGGUAGACGUGGAUCAGCUGGGUCAUCUGGCAGCUUAGGUGGUGGUGGUGGAUCAGCAGGAGGUAUGGGUGGAAGUAGAGGUAGACGUGGAUCAGCUGGAUCAGCAGGAUCAGGUGGCAGCUUAAGUGGUAGUGUGGGUGGUGGUCGAAUGAGCAGUGGUGCAUCAGCAGGAGGUAUGGGUGGCAGUUUUGGUGGAAGUGGAUCAGGAGGCUGUUUAGGUGGCAGUGGAUCUGGAGGACUGAGCCAUGGUGGCAGAAGAUACAGUGGAUCUUCAUCUGGUGGUGGAAGAUACACCAGCAGUGGAUUCGGGGGCAGACGAUUUGGUGGCAGCUUAUCUGGUGGCAGAAGAUACAGUAGCAGUGGAUUUGGAGGAGGAUAUGGUGGAGGAGGAUAUGGUGGCAGUGGAUAUGGUGGCAGUAGUUAUGGUAGCUGUGGAUAUGGUAGCAGUGGAUUUGGUGGCAGCAGAUAUGGUGGCAGCAGAUACGGUGGUUUCUCUGGUGGAGGCUACCCAAGCUUUGUCACCGAAAUGGCUCUGCUGCCAUAUGGCACCACAUACUACCAUUUUUGAACCCAGAAGAAAUAACCCCAGCAGCUGCUGGAGAAAGAAAGCUUGACCUUAUAGCAAUGGACUUCCUGAAAGUACUUGAACCUACUGAGUCCAGCAUGGUUGCUCAGUAUGACUACACUUGAGGUGCAUGCACACAUUUUCUGUUCCAUGGUAGAACAUGAGAAGAAAUAAACUCAAGUUCAUUUCCUCCAGUGUCGCUUCCCAACCUAUCCUGCUACUGACUUAAAAAAUACAUCUGCCAAUUGAGGACAUGGAUCCAUGCCCUUUCUCCUAACCUCAUGAGAGAAACAAAAGAUCUCAACUUAUACAUUUAAAUGCAGGUCAUAUAGGUACUUUGUGCUGUGAACGAAGUAAAUCUGAAAGAAUCAAACAAAGGCUGUGGUCACAGACACAGUUUGUGGUGCUAUAGUGACAUUACCUGAGAGAAAUAGAUGGGCCCCUCCAGAUGAGGACAUCUACCUCCCAUGGUGCAGUUGUCAGCAGCCCGUACUGUUCUGCAAUGGAAGUGGAAUAAAGAGAUACUGGGAAAGACUGAUAUGAACCGAUUGUUCGCAGUUCCCUCUGGGUUUUUGAACUCUCCAGCGAACUCUCCUGCAGUGAAAAGAACCUGAAAGGGGUAUCUGAACUUACAGAUCCAUUUCCGUCACUGUUUUUUUAAGUUGCUGCCCAUAUGCACAUAUGCAGAUGAGCUCCACUACACUUUGAACUGGUACCAUUUGAGGCGCCAUCAUACCGUGCCAAGUCACCAGUGUGACCGCAACCAAACUGAAGUAUUCAGAGAGCUCUGUUACCUUCUGGACAUUGAAAUAUUCAUGAGACAGAUGUAAGCUGAUGUAGAUCUCCUCAUUUGUUAUUGUUCAUCCUCCUGAAAUGUUCCAGAACUUCUUCCCUUGUCCUUCUCAUUAAAACUUCCUUUGC